Molecule: messenger RNA, 2441 nt
Organism: Toxorhynchites rutilus septentrionalis
Lineage: Eukaryota; Metazoa; Arthropoda; Insecta; Diptera; Culicidae
Gene: GAA1
Product: glycosylphosphatidylinositol anchor attachment 1 protein
Exons: 3
Coding region: 118-2019 (633 amino acids)
Biological process (GO): attachment of GPI anchor to protein
Cellular component (GO): membrane; GPI-anchor transamidase complex
Source: RefSeq, a predicted model, not a curated record
UUCCCGGUGGGAUUUGUAAAUAAUGAAUUCAGCGUAAACCAGAGAACUUUUAUUUAUUCACCGUUUUAGAUUGAAUAGUGAAAUUCUAGUCCAGUGAGCCCGUGCAUACACAUCGCCAUGGGUCUCCUGACGAAUCCUUCGAUCUCUCAGAAGGCCAGAUACUGCAAGGCUUUGAUUCGCAACAAUACGCUGAUUUGCUUGGCUCUGUAUCUGCUUGGUGUGGGCUACUUUUUUCUGCUCCCAGACCCGAAUUUCAACUCCGGGACAUACUUCUCGGAGAAUGCCCUUCUACCGGGGCUCGUGUAUUCAGAGUUGAAAAUGGACACAGUUGCUCUCGCGAAGAGCUAUGCCGGCGAGUUGGAACGUGAGCGAGAGAAUCACCGCAAGGACAUGCCGUAUGCGUGGCUGCUAGCUAAGAUGAGAAAGAUUGGUCUGGAGACUCACAGUCAUAAUUUUACGUUGAACUAUCCCCUAGGAGGAGGAAAGGUUUUCUCUGGUAAGAAUGUGUACGGAAUACUGCGCGCGCCAAGAAUCGGAUCGACGGAAUCGUUUGUCAUUUCGGUACCCUAUCGGACACCGGAAUCCGUUCAUACGGAUGUUUCUGCAGGGAUUCCUUUGAUUUUGGCUUUUGCUGAUUUUGCACGCCGACAGAAGUACUGGGCGAAGGACAUUAUAUUUUUGAUCACGGAACAGGAGCAGCUAGGGAUGCAGGCUUGGCUGGAAGCCUAUCAUGGGUCGGAGAGUGAUCGUGUGCUAAAUGCAGGCUCCUUGAAUGCCAGAGCUGGCGCGAUUCAAGCUGCAAUUAACUUGGAGGUGCAAGAUUUUGAUGUAGAUCACAUCAAUUUGAAGCUAGAAGGAUUGAACGGUCAGUUGCCAAAUCUGGAUUUGCAUAACUUAGCACAGAAACUGUCGCAGAAGAAUGGAAUCCCAGCUGCGUAUCGGUUGUCUGCAACGAAGAAGCGGAAGCCUUACGAGUAUUGUGAGAAGUUUGAAAAUCUCCUGGCAAUGGUGUUCAGUCAAUCGACGGGAGUUCCGACCGGGAAUCAUGGACUGUUUCAUCGGUACGGGAUAGAAGCGCUGACGUUGGAAUGUGUGAAACAACCGGGAUCGAAGAGAGGAUCACCUGGAGUUGGUGCUUUGCUGAAAAUCGUCGAAGGGAUAAGCAGAAGUUUGAACAAUCUUUUGGAGCGGUUUCAUCAAAGUUAUUUCUUUUAUCUGUUGGUGACGCAUGAUCGGUUUGUAUCCAUCGGUGACUAUAUGCCAAGUCUGGGUCUUAUGGCAGGUGCAUUGCUCAUCAAAUCGUUCAUUCACUAUCUCUCCUUGUACUAUUCUGACGAUUUGGAACCACCCGCGGAAGAGGAAGAGGAUUCCGACGACGCGGGAGCUCUGGCACAAUUCAAUUUUGUUCAAGUUGGGUUUCUAAUAUUGUUAGCUCAUUCGAUUGGAGCACUGACCACUUCGUUGCCGUUCAAUUCUGAACUGAACAGCUAUCUCCACGAUGCUAAUCUAUCGACACAAUUCAGCCUGUUCACAGUGAUGGUUUGUGUCUCGCUUCUCGUGUUGAUACUACCAGCUUUCGUAACGCUGGAUGAUUUCAACUCAGAAGUUCUGCAAAUUGCCAUUUUGCUUGAAUUGGGUACUGUACUUCUCGCUGUUGGAAUGUUGAACUUUUCACUUGGAUUGAUUCUUUCGGUGGUUACUGUUCCAGUCGUUUUGCUAUUGCAACCACGGAAAAGUGGUUUCCUGAAAGGAUUAUCUCGUUUCUUCUGUGUUUGCUUGCAUCCGCUUGUGUUCAUCUAUCUGGUGUUAUUCGGCGUUACCCUUAAUCUCUUUCCGGAGUUGGUCAUUAAGGAAUUGCUGAAGAAAGCUCUCCCAGCGACUAUGGAUGCAAUCACGUAUUCUGUGGUAGAUUCGAUGAUUUACGGAAACUGGUUGUUUAACCUGGUGGCGCUCAUAUUUCUGCCAACGUGGACACUAUUGUGGUGUACGAUGUUUACCUCGAGAGUCCCGAAAAAGUAGACAGCUAAUUAGGCCCCUGUAAUCAUUCCAGUUCAUACCAAAUAUUCGACUAAUUAGUGAAUAGAAAUUAAUUAAGAUUUCAAUAAGUGACAAAAGUUUGUUUUUCACUGUGCCUUCUGUUUUUCGCAUCCGUAUCGUUCCUACUGACCUGUUACAUAGCUCGUUGAACCUUCCAUUUGUACAAAAUAUCGCAGCCUAUUGUAUUUUUUUACCCAUAUGUACCUGAUGCAGCUUGGAGUUCAAACAUCUGGGCAGUCAAAAUACUUUUUAUUGAUUUAUUUACAACUAGCUGACCAGGCAAACGUUGUUCUGCCAAAUAAAUUAUUUCUAGUGAAUAUUUUGGGUGUUGAAUAAAACACACUAAUGUAUUGUAAGUGUGUUUGAAUAUUUUAACGAUCUUUAAAAUAAAUCGAAUGUGACCG